CAAGGCGAGGGAUGCUGCUUUCGAGGGGCUGAGGCUCAGACACUCGUCCAGAUCGCAGAUCGCUCCCCGACACCAUCGCAGCGCCGGCCCUGCCCGGGCUGGAGCGAGCAGAGGGAAAGCCGCCGAGUGCACGGCAGGAAGGUGAAUAAACUCAACUGAGAAUGUCUGAAAACCUUGACAAGUCCAGUUUAAAGGAAGCAGGACCAUCAAGAUCAGAGGAUUCUGAGACAGGCCUUGAAGAUGCAGUGGGAGGUUCUGAUGAAGCUUUACAGAAAACCAAAAAUUCAGGCUCACCCAACACCCAAAGAGUGCAAAGACCUCAUUCCAGUCCUCCUCGAUUUGUGACUGUAGAAGAACUUCUAGAGACAGUGAAAGGAGUGACUAACAUGGCACUCGCCCAUGAAAUUGUAUUAAAUGGAGAUUUCCAGAUUAAAGCAGUUGACUUACCAGAAAACAGCUUAAAGAAGAGAGUGAAGGAUAUUGUACAUAAAGCGUUUUGGGAUUGCUUGAGUAGCCAGCUAAGUGAAGACCCCCCCCUUUAUGACCAUGCCAUCAAACUUGUUGGAGAGAUCAAAGAGACUCUCUUAUCUUUCUUGCUGCCUGGCCACACUAGACUGAGAAACCAGAUUCCAGAAGUCUUGGAUCUGGAUCUGAUAAAGCAGGAGGCUGAGAAUGGGGCGUUGGACAUUUCCAAGUUGGCAGAAUUUAUUAUCGGCAUGAUGGGGACACUGUGUGCACCUGUUCGAGAUGAGGAAGUUAAUAAACUAAAGGACAUUAAGGAAAUAGUACCCCUUUUCAGAGCAAUUUUUUCUGUGUUGGACCUGAUGAAAGUGGACAUGGUGAACUUUGCUGUCAGUAGCAUUAGGCCACAUCUCAUGCAGCAGUCAGUAGAAUAUGAAAGAACAAAGUUUCAAGAGUUUUUAGAGAAGCAGCCAAAUGCCUUGGACUUUGUCACCCAGUGGCUAGAAGAAGCCGCAGAUGACCUCAUGAAUCAGAAGUAUAAAAAUUCCCUGCCAGCUGCGGGAGGGGCUGCUGACUCCAGGGAUGCUCCAUCACCCAGUCCUGCCACUGUCCAGAACUAUGCGUACCUCAAGCUUCUGAAAUGGGACCAUGUCCAAAGACCCUUCCCGGAAACCGUUGUGAUGGAUCAGCCUCGCUUCCAAGAGUUCCAGUUCCAGCUGGAGCACCUGAGCCUCCUGGGCUCUGUGUUGCUGGUCACCUUCAGCAUGGCGGGCCCAGGGAUUUCCAGCCAGGCCAAUUUCGCCGAGAAACUCAAGAUGAUCGUGAAGAUUCUGCUCACAGACAUGCACCUGCCCUCCUUCCAUCUACAGGAUGCCUUGACCACAAUCGGGGAGAAAGUCUGCCUUGAGGUGAGCAGCUACCUUUCCCUGUGUGGGUUCAGCCCCUUCACCCCGGACAAGGAGACGGCGCUCAAGGGUCAGAUCCAAGCUGUGGCCAGUCCCGACGACUCUGUCCGCAGGAUCAUGGAUUCCCGAAUCCUGACCUUCCUAGAAACCUACCUGGCCUCUGGUCACCGGAAAUCUCUGCCCUCAGUACCUGGGGGCUUGGGUCCCAUUCAGAAAGAGCUGGAGGAUGUUGCUAUUAACUUUGUUCGCCUGGUCAACUACAACAAGAUGGUCUUCAGCCCCUACUACGACGCAAUCCUCAGCAAGAUCCUUGCCAGCUCUUGACACGCGUGUUCCCUGCCGCUGCUAUAUUACUCAGUUCCAAGCACCCAGUUCUCAACUCAGUGUUGCUUCGGAAAAUGGCUCCUUCGUUCAUUUCUCUUUAGCAGCACGGAUUCCACAGGGAAGAUUUGCAGAUCACUGUCGCAAAGACUUGCUGAAAAAAUGUA
Suncus etruscus (white-toothed pygmy shrew) is the source of this 1855-nucleotide messenger RNA. It is a transcript of the gene TCP11L1, whose product is annotated as t-complex 11 like 1. Lineage: Eukaryota; Metazoa; Chordata; Mammalia; Eulipotyphla; Soricidae. Gene Ontology annotation, biological process: signal transduction. The record is from RefSeq and is a predicted model, not a curated record.